This is a messenger RNA of Megalops cyprinoides (Indo-Pacific tarpon), 1346 nucleotides long. It is a transcript of the gene spsb3a, whose product is annotated as splA/ryanodine receptor domain and SOCS box containing 3a. Gene Ontology annotation, molecular function: protein binding. The coding region runs from base 180 to 1289 and encodes 369 amino acids. Gene Ontology annotation, cellular component: SCF ubiquitin ligase complex. The record is from RefSeq and is a predicted model, not a curated record. The transcript is spliced from 7 exons. Gene Ontology annotation, biological process: proteasome-mediated ubiquitin-dependent protein catabolic process. Lineage: Eukaryota; Metazoa; Chordata; Actinopteri; Elopiformes; Megalopidae.
UUCAGAGUGACUGACACUAAGCAGAGAAACAUUAGUCGCAUAUCAAGUAAAUAAACCAAAAGACAGCUGUUGAAAAUAAAUAUUGUGACAGCGGCGCACUGAAGAAAACAACCCAGUGCGACGAGGUGCAAACGAAGGACAAGCUGGUGGUGACCAGUCAGGUCACAGUGCUACCUGCCAUGUCGAGACGCAACAGGAACAGCAGGGCGUGGCGCUACGUGUGGGGCGGUAUCCGGCGAGAUGCAGACGCCCGGGCAUUGGUUCUGGCCUCGGAGAGUGAGGAGUGGCGGUAUGAACGCUUACAGUACAGCGACUCGGACUCAGAGCUGGAGUUCCCGGCGGUCAUCCCCGCGGUGCCCAGCGCAGUGCCGGUGACGGGGGAGUCUUACUGUGGCUGCGACUCCCAAGCCGAGCCCAGCUACAACCCCCGGCUGCGGGCCUUCCACCGCGUCAAGGACUGCCACUGCGGAGAGGACGCCCAGGACUUUGACUGGGUGUGGGAUGAUAGCAGUAAAUCCACUGCCACCCUGCUCACCUGUGACAAUCGCAAGGUCAACUUCCACAUGGAGUACAGCUGUGGCACAGCCGCCAUCCGCGGCUCCAAGGAGCUGGCCGACGGACAGCACUUCUGGGAGAUCAAGAUGACCUCCCCAGUAUACGGCACCGACAUGAUGGUGGGAAUAGGGACGUCAGACGUGAAUCUGGACAAGUACAGACACACGUUCUGCAGUCUGCUGGGGAAGGAUGAAGACAGCUGGGGGCUGUCAUACACAGGUCUGCUGCAUCACAGAGGUGACAAGGUUAGCUUCUCGUCACGCUUUGGCCAAGGUUCCAUUAUUGGGGUGCACUUGGACACCUGGCACGGCACCCUCACCUUCUUCAAGAACCGCAAGUGCAUAGGUGUGGCCGCCACAGAGCUGCAGAACAAGAAGUUCUUCCCCAUGGUGUGCUCCACGGCGGCCAAGAGCAGCAUGAAGGUGAUCCGCUCCUGCUUCGCCCCCACCUCCCUGCAGUACCUGUGCUGCGCGCGGCUGCGGCAGCUGCUGCCUGACUGUGUGGACACGCUCAGCGUGCUGCCGCUGCCCCCCGGCCUCCGGCACCUGCUGCACAACAAGCUGGGCUGGGUGCUCAGCCUCAACAACGGGGCCACGGACGGGCCUGACCAGCCGUCCGACUCUCCCGUCCCGCCCGGCGCCUAUGCCUCCGCCGCGCUCUCUUCCGGGAGCGACUCGGAGGGCUGCUCCUCCGACCCCGAGGCCUGCCAGAGGAAGCGCUGCCGCUGGACUUAACAGCCUCCCCCUACACGUGCCCCUCCCAAACACACACACACGCUCCCCCGCCCCUCC